This is a messenger RNA of Ruditapes philippinarum (Manila clam), 617 nucleotides long. RefSeq names its product acetylcholine receptor subunit beta-like. The record is from RefSeq and is a predicted model, not a curated record. Gene Ontology annotation, biological process: monoatomic ion transport. The coding region runs from base 120 to 617 and encodes 165 amino acids. Gene Ontology annotation, cellular component: membrane. Lineage: Eukaryota; Metazoa; Mollusca; Bivalvia; Venerida; Veneridae. Gene Ontology annotation, molecular function: extracellular ligand-gated monoatomic ion channel activity. The transcript has 5 exons.
UUACAUAAGAUUUUGUCAGAAGCGCAUGGUUUGGCGCUUAUGGUAUAUCUUGUACUUAUAUAAAAUGCUGUUUCUCCCAGUCUCUGCGUGCGGACCAGUUAUAUCUUCACGAAGUAAAAAUGUUCAAAAUUAUUGUAUGUGUGCUUCUCACCUCCUUGUAUCAAGAAACUGGUGCCUAUUCUAUCGAUGACGAGAGUAAAUUACAAACAGAUUUAUUAACUGGUUACAAUAUCAACGUUCGACCGGCUGAUCAAGUUUUCGUUCAAUGUUCUCUUGCAAUAAACAAUUUGUUGUCACUGGAUAUUGUAGAUCAGACUUUAGCAGUUAUAGGAUCUUUGGUAGUCAUGUGGAAUGAUCAUCGCCUUUCAUGGAACAUAUCUCAGAAUGGAAACGUGUCUAACGUUUAUUUCAAAUCAGGUCAGAUAUGGAGACCUACACUUGCACUGAAAAACUCUUGUUUUUCAUGCAGUGCUUGGGGCCUUAUGUAUUUUGCUGUUCCGACGGAUUCCGGCGAGAAGUUGUCUUUUUGCUUUGACGUUGUUGUUGUCAUUGACAGUUAUGAUGACCUUGGUAGCGGAGAAAGAUACCGACAACGUCAUUACAGAUACCGACUUUGA